AUGCGGCUAUUCUGGCAGCAACCUCCCUGUUCGUCGUUGGCGCGACCGAGACGGAAUACGGAUAUUACGACGGCGUUGAGGACCCGAGUCAGUACCGUCCGGGAGGUUAUCAUCCUGUUCAGAUUGGCGACCGUCUUCACAGGCGACCGUCUUCACAAGCAAUACCGCAUCCUACACAAACUCGGCCACGGCACCUUUGCAACAGUCUGGCUUGCUGUUGAUGAACAAAACUCCAGAUACACCGCCAUCAAACUCGGUACUGCGGAUGCCGACGGGCAAGAGGAAGAAUUCCUGUCCCAACUGACGAAACGUCUCGCUGCCACCGUUUCCAGAUAUGCCGCAACCGGAGCACCUCUGAUCCCUAUAGUUUUCGAUCGCUUCAGCCUACAUGAUGCAGCUUGGCGGACGCAAGAGAAUCAUCCGAUUCGAGAUGAUUCCGGCUUGACGUGGCCCGGUCGCUGGCAGCUCAGCUUGCUCUGGCCGUUUCUGCUGUUCAUUCCCAGGGAUAUGUCCACGGAGCUGCCGUCUUCUCUCAACACGCUCUCUGUCGAGCUGCUGUAUGCUCAGUUUGGGGCCCCGGAGCUCGAGCCUGUCGUGCCCCUCAAAAAGGAGCAAGCCUGUCCAGCAACCAGAGUCCCACCAUACGCCGUACCGCCUGUGUGGCUGGGGAUCGAUGAGAUCACUGCACAACAGGUCCAUCUUCAGGGUCCUUUUCCGUCGGAAUGGUGGGAUCGGUGGGACCAACGUGCCAAGUGGUUCGAUCAGACGGGGAGGCCACUCAGCAACGACUGUGACAUCUGGUCUUGGGACAGGCGAUUCGAACAGUGGAUCCAGGAGCCCAGAGAGUCUUGCGGAAUGGAGGUCGUCACUGAGGAGGAGAAAGGCGCACUGUUCGAGAUGCUGAAGCGCAUGCUGGCAUGGAGGCCCGGCGAACGACCAAGCGCGGAGGAGGUCCUCGGCAUGCCUUGGAUGAGAAAAUGGGGUUUGCCAGCGUACGAGGAGAGUCUGCGUUCUUUGGCCAAGGAUCUCUGA
Verticillium dahliae VdLs.17 is the source of this 1032-nucleotide messenger RNA. RefSeq names its product protein kinase domain-containing protein. The coding region runs from base 1 to 1032 and encodes 343 amino acids. Lineage: Eukaryota; Fungi; Ascomycota; Sordariomycetes; Glomerellales; Plectosphaerellaceae. The transcript has 5 exons. The record is from RefSeq and is a predicted model, not a curated record.